CUUUGCUCAUACUUUUCCGAAGAUUUUGAGACAGUUUACGCGGCCGAGACGAAUAGAUCUGACGCGGGAGCCCUUGAGACAUUGUGACGCGCCUCCGUUGCGCCGACCCAACGACGUCGAUGGCGGGUCAUGGGAUUGCGCACGAGCUCUUUCAUCGAGAUGUACCUGCAGGUCAGCCUUUGGAGGAGACCUUCCUUGAGCAGCUUCAUCCGAAGCUGCAAGAGGUCUUCAAGAGCUCUCCAAUGCUGAAGAACAUGUGGGAGCAGGAGGUGAAGAGUGCGGUCAAUGGCUUGACCACCGAUGACCUUGGGAAGCUGGACCCGGAUCAGCUGCAUCAUCUGAUAGAUGCGCAGAAAGACGUGGACCACCGCAUGGAGGAGGUGAACAAGCUAGUGGAGGAGCACGGCGAUGCUUUGGAUCAGCUCAAGAGCUUGAUGGCUGGAGUGACCAGCCAGAGUCUUCCAGGAGUUCUGGUGAUUGGCCCUUGGCAAAGCCUUCCAAGGCGGACGACACCGGGCCUUUUGGAGCGUUGGACGAAGCCGAGCCCAGUCCCUGACCUUGUCACUGGAAGCUGAUCAGAUUCAUGAGACUAGAACCUGCUCAACGAGCUGCUGAGCUGAUUGGUUCGAUCCCCCGCUCGGAUCGAUCUCAUGGCGCACUGAGUAUUGGAUGCCCUUGGC
Messenger RNA from Durusdinium trenchii, 680 nucleotides. NCBI's taxonomy places the organism in Eukaryota, Dinophyceae, Suessiales, Symbiodiniaceae. The record is from the annotation of a GenBank genome assembly.